Actinia tenebrosa (Australian red waratah sea anemone) is the source of this 1266-nucleotide messenger RNA. RefSeq lists its product as uncharacterized. Gene Ontology annotation, molecular function: cell adhesion molecule binding. The record is from RefSeq and is a predicted model, not a curated record. Lineage: Eukaryota; Metazoa; Cnidaria; Anthozoa; Actiniaria; Actiniidae. Gene Ontology annotation, biological process: cell-cell adhesion. Gene Ontology annotation, cellular component: plasma membrane; cell-cell junction.
AUGUCUAUUAUUUAUUCAACUAUCCUAUUCAACAAUAUUGCAGUCCCUCCAACAAUCAUUGCAUUGAUUUGUCAAGGCUGUCAAAGUGGAGUUGCCAUCGAGAACCAAACCAUCACCUUGUUGUGUAAUGCUACUGGUAAACCCGUACCAAACAUCAGAUGGAUGAAGAAUGGAGAAUAUUACGAUGGAAAUAGUUCAUCAUCAAGUCCAAUGAACAAGAUUGUCUUCCAAAAAUUUGCAAUUAGCGACACAGGAAUUUACACCUGCAUUGCUGACAACGGGGUUGGCAAUCCGGGAAGGAAAUCAUUCCUUUUAUCUGUUAACUACAGACCAGAAAAUACCAGCAUUAAGAUAUCUGAUGAGAAAAAGGUCUUCUGUAAAGGAGAUUCGAUACACGUUACCUGUACGUCACACGCGAAGCCCGCCCCAGCCUACUCUUUGUAUCGUAGUAACGUGUUUCUUGGUAGUAAUGCUAUUGGUAUCUUUGUUGUUGAACUUGCUGAGAAUGGAAAUUACAGUCUUACCUGUAUACCAAAUAAUAAAGUUGGUAUUGGACCAAGUAAGAGCGAAAGUGUUACAGUAAAAGAGCCUCCCAAAAUCACCAAUGGCCGUAUUAAUGGUUCGUUAAGUACGAACCAACCAGUCGUUGAAGGGGAUGUGGUAACAGUGACCUGCAGUGCAUCUGGAAGUCCUCCACUCACUGGAAGAUGGACCAAAGAUGGACGUGUGUGGAAUGGGAAUAAUCUUAUAUUCAACCCAAUAAAUCGAGCAGAUGCUGGAUCCUACAAGUUUAUCUUACACAAUGGAGACGAAUGCAAUAAAACCGAGCAAAAAAUUCAUAUAUCUGUUUAUUACUUAGAUCUUCUGGAAGUGAUUGGAUCAAGUAACAAGAGCUACAGUCAGUCCAAUCCACUGGUAUUGUUCAACCUUAGUAUCAACGCAUAUCCCAGUAACACAUCCCUGUCUUGUAAUCCUUCUGCACCGAAUAUAUUGACUACCAUCACCAGCCAUGAUGCAGGGAUAAAUAGAAAACAGUAUCUGGUGGUGGCUAUCAUUCAGAAUGAUUUGGAUAGUGCUAGCAUUGUAUGUAAAGCUGAAAAUAGCGUUGGUGUACGAGAAAGGACAUUGCAUUUUUACAGACAGCCGAUAGUCUUAAAGGAAGCUUUUGCCGGCCAGUUUAGUAUAACAAACCCAAAAUGGCAGGAUGACCUUCAGGACGUAAAGUCAGCAGGCUACAAUGAUCUUAAACAGAAGUGCAUCAAAAUA